GCCGCACCAUGCCCGCGGCCGGCCCAUCCCGCGCCCAGCCUGGCCGAUCGCGGUAGCCCGAGCCGCCCGCGGCCGCUAGCAGCCGGGAGCCGUCCGCCCGCGCCCCGGACGCGGGUCUAUGGGAAGUUCGGAGUCUUGACAGCCGCCGCCGCCGCAGGCAUUCCUCCUCAAGAGAACUGAAGUAAUGAGAAGACAUCAUGGAGGCCCAGUCUCACAGCUCCACGACCACUGAGAAGAAGAAAGCUGAGAAUUCCAUCGUGAGAUGCUCUGCUCGAACAGAUGUCAGCGAGAAGGCCGUGGCCUCUAGCACCACUUCCAAUGAGGAUGAAAGUCCUGGACAGAUCUAUCACCGAGAGAGAAGAAACGCCAUCACUAUGCAGCCUCAGAGCGUGCAGGGGCUCAGCAAAAUCAGUGAGGAGCCCUCCACGUCUAGUGACGAGAGGGCCUCAUUGAUCAAGAAGGAAAUCCAUGGAUCCCUGCCACACCUGGCGGAGCCCUCUGUCCCUUACCGUGGGACCGUGUUUGCCAUGGAUCCCAGGAAUGGUUAUAUGGAACCUCACUACCACCCUCCUCAUCUUUUUCCUGCCUUCCAUCCUCCUGUACCAAUUGAUGCCAGACAUCAUGAGGGGCGUUACCAUUACGAUCCGUCUCCUAUUCCUCCGUUGCAUGUGCCUUCUGCCUUAUCUAGUAGCCCAACGUAUUCGGACCUGCCAUUCAUCAGGAUCUCCCCGCACCGGAACCCCGCUGCAGCUUCCGAGUCUCCCUUCAGCCCCCCACACCCCUACAUCAACCCGUACAUGGACUACAUUCGCUCCUUGCACAGCAGCCCUUCCCUCUCCAUGAUCUCGGCGGCCCGGGGGCUGAGCCCUACAGAUGCCCCCCACACUGGAGUCAGCCCUGCAGAGUAUUAUCACCAGAUGGCCCUGUUGACCGGCCAGCGCAGCCCCUAUGCAGACAUCCUUCCCUCUGCUGCCACCGCCAGUGCAGGGGCCAUCCACAUGGAGUAUCUUCAUGCCAUGGAUAGCACCAGAUUCCCCAGCCCCAGGCUGUCAGCCAGGCCGAGCCGCAAACGUACCCUGUCCAUAUCACCACUGUCUGAUCAUAGCUUUGACCUUCAGACUAUGAUAAGAACAUCUCCCAACUCCUUGGUCACAAUUCUCAAUAAUUCCCGUAGCAGCUCUUCAGCAAGUGGCUCCUAUGGUCACUUAUCUGCAAGUGCAAUCAGCCCUGCCUUGAGCUUUACCUACCCAUCUGCACCCGUCUCUCUCCACAUGCAUCAACAGAUUUUAAGCCGACAGCAAAGUCUAGGCUCUGCCUUUGGACAUAGCCCUCCACUCAUCCACCCGGCCCCAACUUUUCCAACACAGAGGCCUAUUCCAGGGAUCCCUACAGUUCUCAACCCUGUCCAGGUCAACUCCGGCCCUUCUGAGUCCUCACAGAGCAAACCCACAAGUGAGUCUGCAGUGAGCAGCACUGGUGACCCAAUGCAUAAUAAGCGGUCCAAAAUCAAACCGGAUGAGGAUCUCCCCAGCCCAGGAGUACGGGGCCAACAGGAGCAGCCAGAAGGAACCACCCUAGUCAAGGAGGAGGGGGACAAAGAUGAAAGCAAGCAGGAGCCUGAAGUCAUCUAUGAGACAAACUGCCACUGGGAAGGCUGCACCCGGGAGUUCGACACCCAGGAUCAGCUCGUGCACCAUAUCAAUAAUGACCAUAUUCAUGGAGAGAAGAAGGAGUUUGUGUGCCGGUGGCUCGAGUGCUCCAGGGAACAGAAACCCUUCAAAGCCCAGUACAUGUUGGUAGUGCAUAUGAGAAGACACACGGGUGAGAAGCCUCACAAAUGCACUUUUGAAGGUUGCACAAAGGCCUACUCGAGACUAGAAAACUUGAAAACGCACUUGAGAUCUCACACUGGAGAGAAACCAUAUGUCUGUGAGCACGAAGGCUGCAACAAGGCCUUCUCCAAUGCCUCCGAUCGCGCCAAGCACCAAAACAGAACACAUUCCAAUGAGAAACCCUACGUGUGCAAAAUCCCAGGCUGCACCAAGCGUUACACAGACCCCAGCUCCCUCCGGAAACACGUGAAGACCGUGCAUGGCCCUGAGGCUCAUGUCACCAAGAAGCAGCGUGGGGACGUGCAUCCUCGACCCCCACCCCCGAGAGAUUCUGGCAGCCAUUCACAGUCCAGGUCCCCUGGCCGGCCGACUCAGGGAGCCCUCGGGGAACAGAAGGAGCUGAGCAACACUACCUCAAAGCGGGAAGAAUGUCUCCAAGUGAAGGCAGUCAAGGCUGAGAAGCCCAUGACAUCUCAGCCAAGCCCUGGUGGUCAGUCUUCAUGCAGCAGCCAACAGUCCCCCAUCAGCAGCUAUUCCAACAGUGGGCUCGAGCUUCCUCUGACUGAUGGAGGUAGUGUAGCAGACCUCAGCGUCAUCGACGAAACCCCAAUCAUGGACUCGACCAUUUCCACGGCAACUACAGCCCUUGCUUUGCAAGCCAGGAGAAACCCGGCAGGGACCAAAUGGAUGGAGCAUGUAAAACUAGAAAGGCUAAAACAAGUGAAUGGAAUGCUUCCACGACUGAACCCCAUUCUACCCCCCAAAGCCCCUGCGGUCUCUCCUCUCAUUGGAAAUGGCACUCAGUCCAGUAACAACUGCAGUCCGGGUGGGCCCGUGACUCUUCUCCCCAACAGAAGCGAGCUCUCUGGGGUGGACCUCACCGUGCUCAACAGGAGGGACAGCAGCGCGAGCACCAUCAGCUCUGCCUACCUGAGCAGCCGUCGCUCCUCCGGGAUCUCCCCCUGCUUCUCCAGCCGCAGGUCCAGCGAGGCCUCGCAGACCGAGGGCCGGCCCCAGAACGUGAGUGUGGCGGACUCCUACGACCCGAUCUCCACCGACGCAUCGCGCAGGUCCAGCGAGGCCAGCCAGGGCGACGGGCUGCCCAGCCUGCUGAGCCUCACGCCUGCACAGCAGUACCGCCUCAAGGCCAAGUACGCAGCCGCCACGGGUGGUCCCCCGCCCACGCCCUUGCCGCACAUGGAGAGGCUGAGCCUGAAAACCAGGAUGGCCCUGCUGGACGGCAGGGAGUCUGGAGUGACGCUGCCUCCUGUGCAUCCUCCCCGGAGAUGCAGCGAUGGAGGAGCCCACAGUUAUGGCAGGCGACACCUGCUGCCUCAUGAUGCACUGGGGAAUGGCGUGAGGAGAGCCAGUGAUCCUGUAAGGACGGUCUCAGAGAACCUGGCCCUUCCUAGGGUCCAGCGCUUCAGCAGCCUCAACAGUUGCAACACUCCGGGUUUGCCUCCAUCGGUGGAAAAGCGUAAUUUAGUGCUGCAGAAUUACACCCGGCCUGAGGGCGGCCAGCCCCGUCACUUCCAUGCAUCUCCCUGCCCUCCCAGCAUUACCGAGAAUGUCACCCUGGAGUCCUUAAGUAUGGAUGCUGAUGCCAGCUUGAAUGAUGAAGAUUUCUUGCCAGACGAUGUGGUGCAGUAUUUAAAUUCCCAGAACCAAGCAGGAUAUGGGCAGCACUUGCAAAGCACCAUCUCGGAGGACAACAAAGUACCCCAUGGGCCAAGCGACUUCGACCUGCCUGGGCUGCCAGACAGCCACGCUAGCCAACAGUACAGGUCCCUGGAACAGCCGUGCUCAGAAGGCAGCAAAACCGACCUGCCCAUUCAGUGGAACGAAGUCAGCUCUGGAAGUGCAGACCUGUCUUCCUCCAAGCUGAAAUGUGGCCCGCGGUCCACCGUGCAGCAGGCUCGUGCCUUUGGGUUAUACAACAACAUGGUCAUCCACCCACAGAAUCCAUGGAAGGGUGGAUCUGGUCCAGUUGGGGGAUAUCAGACCCUUGGGGAGAAUGGCAGCACCUGCAGUGGCCCAGAGCACUUGGCUAUCCACAGUGACACGGGAACUGGCCCCAAUGGAAACUCCUUCCAUGAACAGCUCUUCAAGGCCCAGCAGUAUGGGAACUGUCUAAACAGGCAGCCAGUGGCCCCUGCUGCAUUAGACAGCGCCUUUGGUGGUGGGAUUCAAGGGUCGAAGCUGAAAAGCACCACCAUGCAAGGAAAUGGGGGUCCCCUGGAUUUUGGCCUGUCAGUGGCACCAAAUGAGUCAGCUGGCAGCGCAGUGAAUGGUAUGCAGACCCAAGACCCCAUGGGACAAGGGUAUCUUGCUCACCAGCUACUCAGCGACAGCAUGCCACACCAUGGGGCAGGCCGCGCUGGUCAGCAGAUACUAGGGCAGGUUAGUGCUACCUCACACGUCAACAUCUAUCAAGGGCCAGAGAGCUGCCUGCCAGGGACUCAGGACAUCAGCAGCCAGCCAGCAGGCCCUGCAGUUGUCAGGGGCUAUCAGCCGUGUGCCACCUAUGGGGGCAAUAGGCGCCAGACUGUGCCAAGGGGCAGCCUCGCUCUGCAGCAAGGACAACUCAGUGACUCGAGUCAGACCUGCAGAGUGAAUGGUAUCAAGAUGGAGAUGCAAGGGCAGCCCCCGCAGCUCUGUUCUAAUACUCAGAAUUACUCUGGUCAGUUCUAUGACCAAACAGUAGGCUUCAGUCAGCAAGACACAAAAGCUGGUUCAUUCUCCAUUUCAGAUGCCAACUGCCUGCUCCAGGGGGCCGGCGCCGAAGACUCUGAGUUACUUUCCCCAGGUGCUAACCAGGUGACCAGCACAGUUGACAGCCUCGACAGCCAUGACCUAGAUGGGGUGCAGAUUGAUUUUGAUGCCAUCAUAGAUGAUGGGGACCAUGCCAGCCUGAUGUCAGGGGCCCUGAGCCCAAGUAUUAUUCAGAACCUUUCCCAUAGCUCCUCCCGCCUCACUACGCCACGCGCAUCCCUCCCGUUCCCAGCGCUCUCUGUGAGCACCACCAACAUGGCUAUCGGAGACAUGAGCUCUUUGCUGACUUCCCUUGCAGAAGAAAGCAAAUUCCUUGCAGUUAUGCAAUAGGGUUAGGCAAAAAGGACUGUGAACUUUAGGAGUUGAAAGACUGAACUGACUCUGAUUUGGCUGUUUGGUUUUUUGGGGGGUUUAUUUGUUUUUUAAAGUUCUCUAUGUAUUUUAGCAAUCUCAUCUCACCUGACUGGGAUGUGUUUCAAGUAUAUUCCUUUUAUGGAAAAGGACUCUGAAAAACCCUAAGGUAUUCUAGGGAGAAACUGUCUUCCAUUACAGUUUUGAAUCAGUAUUGUUACACUCGAACCACCCUCUUUUUUUUAACCUUUAAGUCUGCCCCCUUUUUUAGUAAACCAGUGUAAAUGUGUGAAUGUGCAUGUUCUUUUUUUUGGAAGAGAGGUCAUCAAAUUAAAGGAUUUGACAUGCUUCUCUGUUACUACAAG
This is a messenger RNA of Castor canadensis (American beaver), 5320 nucleotides long. It is a transcript of the gene Gli3, whose product is annotated as GLI family zinc finger 3. Gene Ontology annotation, cellular component: nucleus. NCBI's taxonomy places the organism in Eukaryota, Metazoa, Chordata, Mammalia, Rodentia, Castoridae. Gene Ontology annotation, molecular function: RNA polymerase II cis-regulatory region sequence-specific DNA binding; DNA-binding transcription factor activity, RNA polymerase II-specific. Gene Ontology annotation, biological process: regulation of transcription by RNA polymerase II; smoothened signaling pathway. The record is from RefSeq and is a predicted model, not a curated record.